Messenger RNA from Trichechus manatus latirostris (Florida manatee), 885 nucleotides. It is a transcript of the gene TAS2R16, whose product is annotated as taste 2 receptor member 16. The transcript has a single exon. NCBI's taxonomy places the organism in Eukaryota, Metazoa, Chordata, Mammalia, Sirenia, Trichechidae. Gene Ontology annotation, cellular component: membrane. Gene Ontology annotation, molecular function: G protein-coupled receptor activity; bitter taste receptor activity. Gene Ontology annotation, biological process: sensory perception of taste; detection of chemical stimulus involved in sensory perception of bitter taste; G protein-coupled receptor signaling pathway. The coding region runs from base 1 to 885 and encodes 294 amino acids. The record is from RefSeq and is a predicted model, not a curated record.
AUGCCCAUCCAACUCACUGUCUUCUUCAUUAUCAUUUACAUGCUCCUGUCUCUGACAAUCAUUGUGCAGAGCAGCUUAAUUUUUGCAAUGCUGGGCAAGGAGUGGGUACAGGGCAAAAGACUGUUACCCGUGGACAUGAUUCUCACCAGCCUGGGCAUCUCCCACUUCUGUCGGCAGUGGGCAUCAAUGCUGUACAACUUUUGUACCUAUUUUGAUCCUAAUUUUCUAUUUUGGUACUUAUCAGUCAUCUGGGAUUUUGCUAAUAAUGCCACAUUUUGGUUCACCAGCUUGCUUGCUGUAUUCUACUGUGUCAAGGUCUCUUCCUUCACCCACCCCAUCUUCCUCUGGCUGAAGUGGAGAAUUUCGAGAUUGGUUCCUUGGCCGUUGCUGGGUUCUCUACUGUUUUCUUGUGUGACAAUCAUCCCUUCAACAAUUAGGAGUCACACUCGGUCGCAGAUCAUCAUGGAGAGUUCCCCUAGAAAUAGUACUGCAACUGAUAGACUUAAGAUAUUCGAGCAGUAUGUUAGCAUACCUCAGCAAAUGGUUACGUUGGCUAUUCCUUUCCUCCUGUUCCUUCCCUCCACCAUCUUUCUUAUGACCUCGCGCUCGCAACACUUGCAGCAGAUGCAAGACCACCACAACACUGGCUACUGCAUCUCCAACAUGAAAGCUCAUUCCACGGCCCUCAGAUCUCUUGCCAUCUUCCUUGUCUUCUUCACCACUUACUUUCUAACUUUAUUGGUCUCCAUUUUAGCUCACCUAUUUGAGAAGAGAUCCUGGUUCUGGGCCUGGGAAGCUGUCAUCUACACUCUAAGCUGUAUUCAUUCCACUUCACUGAUGCUGAGCAGCCCUACAUUGCAAAAGUUUCUAAAGAAAGGGCACUGA